Messenger RNA from Cucurbitaria berberidis CBS 394.84, 1632 nucleotides. RefSeq names its product cytochrome P450. The coding region runs from base 1 to 1632 and encodes 543 amino acids. Lineage: Eukaryota; Fungi; Ascomycota; Dothideomycetes; Pleosporales; Cucurbitariaceae. The record is from RefSeq and is a predicted model, not a curated record. Gene Ontology annotation, molecular function: heme binding; iron ion binding; oxidoreductase activity, acting on paired donors, with incorporation or reduction of molecular oxygen. The transcript is spliced from 2 exons.
AUGGCGAAGGCCGAAGGGGACUCCCUCGUCACGCUGCCGGCCGUUGCUGCCGCCAUCUUGACCUACUGGAUUGUCGCGACAGCCUACAACUUUCUCCGUGCUCCACAACCCCCAACAACGAUACCAUGGAUGGGCUACGGCAAAGGCUGGCUCGCAGGUUUGCGCAACUACACUGCAUUGAAAAAGAGCAAGGAAUGGUUGCUUGCAGGCUAUGACAAGUACAGCAGGAAGAACCAGAUCUUCGUGCUACCUGCAACGCUUGGCAUGCAGCCUGAGAUUGUCAUGCCUAGGACCCAGCUGAGUUGGAUGUUUGACCAACCUGAUCACAUUCUCAGUACGAGCGAGGCACAUUACGAUUCUCUUCAGGGCGACUUUUCGUUUGUCAAGCCCAUCAUUUUGAAGGAUCCGUAUCAUGAGCAUGUGAUUCACAAGAACCUGGUGCGCAAUUUAAAUGCGGUUCUUCCGAGUAUGGAAGAUGAGAUACCACAUGCCGUAGAAGCUGUAUACGGCAUGAAUACGGAAGAGUUCAUAAAGGUGGAAGCGCUGCAGUCCUUUAUGAAGAUGAUUCCUGGGCUCACAAAUCGCAUGCUGGUCGGCAAAUCGCUCUGUCGCGAGCAAAAGUUCUUGGACGCAGUACUAGCCUUUACGACAGACGUCAUUCGAACGCAGGCGUUUAUGUCCCUGCUUCCAAAGGCGCUGCAUCCCAUCCUCGGCAACUUGCUCAGCUUGCCCGUCAAGUACCACUACUGGCAAUCUUCACAAUGGACACUACCGCUGAUCAAACGGCGCAUUUCAGAUAUCACCAAGAAGGACGCUGGCGACCCUGAUUAUGAUACUUGGAAGGAGCCGAGUGACUUUAUUACUUGGAGCUAUCGAACAGCUCAAGCCGAGGGACGUCGCGACGAGAUGCAGCCUGACCGCAUCGCUCAGCGCAUCAUGCCCAUCAAUUUUGCUAGCAUCCAUACCACAUCUCUGACGGCCUACGAGACGUUGGGCAGCAUUCUCUGGGCGGACGCAAGCGUCAUCUCAUCUCUACGUGAAGAGGCACACCGCAUUUUCAAAGAGGAGGGAGGGUGGACCAAGCAGGGUCUCAGCCGAAUGCACCGUAUCGACUCUGCAAUCCGAGAGUCUCAACGCGCCUCACCAAUUGCGCUGACGUUCGUACAUCGGAAGGUCGUCGCAAAAGAGGGUAUUACUACUCCUGAAGGCAUCCACCUUGCGCACGGGGUACUCCUCUCAUGCCCAUGGACGGCGCUAGCUGGCGAUACCGAUAUCCACGAAAACUCGGAAGUCUUCGACGCCUUCCGAUAUUCACGCCCUAGGGAGGAGUUUGAGGCGAUGAGUACAGAGGAAAAGGCAAAUGUCAACGCAUUGAAGUUGAAGCAGACAGGUCUCGUAACGACGGGCGUUCAUCAUCUACCGUUUGGUCAUGGUAGGCACGCUUGCCCAGGCCGCUUCUUCGUGUCGCAUGAACUGAAGAUGAUUUUUGCACAUCUGCUCCUCAACUACGACUUCAAGCCGCUCACUGAAAAGCCAAAGAAGAUCUGGAUGAUAAGGUUCCAAAUUCCGUUACCACUUCAUGUCGAGGUCCGACGCCGGAAGAGCAUAUGGACGCCAGAAGAUCGGACGUGA